This is a messenger RNA of Brienomyrus brachyistius, 3137 nucleotides long. It is a transcript of the gene sccpdha.1, whose product is annotated as saccharopine dehydrogenase a, tandem duplicate 1. Gene Ontology annotation, cellular component: lipid droplet; plasma membrane; mitochondrion. The transcript has 12 exons. The record is from RefSeq and is a predicted model, not a curated record. Gene Ontology annotation, biological process: glycolipid biosynthetic process. NCBI's taxonomy places the organism in Eukaryota, Metazoa, Chordata, Actinopteri, Osteoglossiformes, Mormyridae. The coding region runs from base 73 to 1371 and encodes 432 amino acids.
UAUCUCACGUUGCGAACCUUCCUCGCUGUCAUUGUUACCCUGUCUUCUGAUCCGCUCUGGCUGCGCAUCAUCAUGGGUUCCACCACCACCUCCAGUAGCCGACCCUAUCAUGUCGUUGUUUUCGGGGCCUCAGGCUUCACAGGACAGUUUGUCGUGGAGGAAAUCGCCCGCACCUCUGCCGAGGGUCCGAAGGGGACUUUGAAAUGGGCGAUCGCCGGAAGAAACCACCAGAAGCUGGAAUCGAUUCUGGAUCAGGCCGCAGAAAUACUCAGUAAACCAGAGUUGAAGUCAGAAGUGGAUAUAAUAGUAGCAGAUGUUGGGGAACCAGAUGCCUUGGCUGCUAUGUGCAAACAAGCCGUCAUUAUUCUGAACUGUGUGGGACCAUACAGGUUUUACGGUGAAAACGUUGUCAAAGCAUGUAUAGAGAACGGGGCACACUGCGUCGAUAUCAGCGGCGAACCUCAGUUUUUAGAGGGGAUGCAACUUAACUACCACAGUCAGGCCGCAGAGAAAGGCGUUUACAUUAUUGGGAGCUGUGGAUUUGACUCCAUACCUGCCGACAUGGGAGUGCUGUACAUCCGGAACCAGUUCAAAGGAACCUUGACUGCCAUUGAGAGCUUCCUGUCCAUAAACGCUGGGCCUGAGGGGGCCUGCAUCAAUGACGGCACCUGGCAGUCCGCCAUAUAUGGCGUGGCGGACAGCGACAAGCUAAGGAGGCUGAGGAAGAAAUUUGGCCACGCGCCUCUUCCUGUGGUCGGGCCAAAACUCAAGAGGAGGAACCCCCUGUUCUUCAGUAAGGAGCUUGAGCAGUACGCUCUUCCUUUCAUGGGGUCAGACCCAUCAGUGGUCAAGCGAACGCAGCGAUUCUUGCAUGAAGAGUACAAAGAGUCCCCAGUUCAGUAUGGUGCAUAUAUUGGAGUCGGCGGCAUCUCCUCUGUCGUCAGAUUGCUUUUUGGAGCUGUAAUCUUCUUCUUUUUGAUGAAGUUCAACUUCGGUAGAAACCUCCUACUUAAGUUUCCUGAAUUCUUCUCCUUUGGCGUUUUCACAAAGACUGGUCCGACUAGAAAGCAGAUGGAAAGUUCUUCAUUCUGCCUGACGUUUUUCGGGGAAGGCUACACUGAGGGAGAGGACAUCUCGCAGGGAAAGCCCAACGCCAAGAUACACACACAGAUUAAAGGACCGGAGGUCGCCUAUGUGACAACACCGAUCGCUAUGGUACAGUCAGCUUUCACAAUCCUCAACGAACCACAGUGUCUCCCCAAAAAGGGAGGGGUCUAUUCUCCCGGAGCAGCUUUUUCAAAAAGCACCUUGAUCGAGCGCCUGGACAAACACGGCAUCCAUUUCUCUGUGAUCCAGAAACCGGAGGCCUGAGAGCCUUGUCCGCCUGCCUGUUCCCCAUAUCGUGAUGCCAACCCCUCCUACAGAAGCUCCUGUGCCUCGGCUUGCACAACGUAAACAGACCGUGUACAGACUUCAGCAUAUAGCGUGGUGACUCAUGGUAAAUAAAUAACAGAUAAUCUGCUCAGUGUUACACCAUUCAUGUAAUUAACAGGAGUAGGCUUUCUUGUUUUCUUUUGGCAGUGUUUUGCAGUGUGUACACAAUUUCAGUCCUAGUAAACCAUGCCCCUUAUUGUGAGCUCAUCAACUGGAGGGAUUUAGGCUAGCAUUGUGAUUGGCUGUAGAAAACAAAACCCCAACAGAGAACCGAUCAGAUAGUCAUGAACUGUCCAGCUGUAUUUUAAUACGUAGGUUAGCUACAUUAAUAGGGUAGUUUUGUAGUUUUCAUGUGACCUUAGUCUAUGGUAACUGAAUUACACCUGUUGGCUAUAGGGGAAAAAAAAUGAAAAACUGAAAGAAAUGGUUGACCAGCUAAUUCCUGUUUUUCACUUUCUAACGUUAACAUUCAUACAAUAGAUAUCAGAAAGAAUAGAAUGUUUCACUAGCCUAUAAUUGCAAUUCACCCCUACAGAAGCAAACGCUAUAAAUGCAACAAAUGAACAUCAGCAUUGCUGUUUCACAUAUUAGACCUAUUAGCUAGAAUUACGAUAUAUUUUAUGUUUGCGGCAAUGUAAACUGAGAGGGUAAUCUACCUGCAUUUGUCACACCAAUAUUAUCUCAAACUUCAGUACAGGCAGGACUAGGGAAAGUCACAUAAACUUCAGUUGAUAUACAAACUGUUGAUGCUAAAUAUAUUAAAGGGCAGAAGUGCAUGUCGGUGCAAGGAAUGCUGGCGUAAAUGCAAGUUGUAUGUACAAAUCAACAAUAAAUAGUGAGUUAUUUACAUUUAUGUGGUAAUGGGGCAGGGUACUGAGGUAUGAGUGGGUAAUGUGGGGGGGUAGCCCAGUGAAAUCAGUGACAGCCCCCAUUAUUAGUCACUUAGAGAUUAUUUACUGUUGCUCAUAAAAGGAAUAUUAUAGACACACUUGCCAAAUUUAUUUUCUAAGCUUUAAUGCUGUUAUCUGUUAUUGAUCAUGAACCAAACAUUAAAGCGUGGUUUUAAAAAAAAUAUUACAAUAAAGUUACCAGCUAUCGGUUGCAAAAGCUGGCCGGCACAACGCAAGUCAAUGAAAAUGAUUGCUUGGUAAUGGCUAAGAUUUUGUCUGGAACUGGAAAUUGCAAACACACUGUUUCCCACUGUCUGUGCAUUGCUCACCUUCCAGUAUGAGGAUCCAUUCAAAGUUCUGUUUUUGAAGGAUUACCUAACUCACGAGGAGAGCAUGAGAUUCAGUUUGUCAGUUUACUAAUUUGUUCUGUGCUGAUUGAGUUGUAGACAGACCCAGGUACCUUUUGUCUUGCUGUCGAUGCAGACCAUUUGUACUGCAUGGUUUUCUUUUAAAUGUCCCUUUAUUAUAAUUUUAUGAUCAAAAUGCACUCGGCUCGUAGUAGAAAAUAAUAUUACUGCUCAUGUAAAGAAUAGAAAUUAGAGGUUUGUGGUAUUAGCAGCUGUUGAACUUGCACAACCCAUUCUGCAGCUGAGCGAGAGCAUGUCUAAAUGCGAUGAGCGGUCAAGCUUUACUUCUCUUUGUGAUGUGAUCAGCAGACUGUUCUGUCCUGAUCGCUGAUCUCUCUGGGUUUGUUUGCAGUAUUGCACCUGUUUCGUGAGUUAUUUUCCAACUAAAUAAAGAUUGUAUAACCUA